AUGGGAAUGUUUGGGCCCAUGAAGGAGGUUUUCAGAGGAUUAGUACGAAAGGCAAGGCAUGAGAGCUGGUGGGUGGAUGGGGGCAGGAAGGAGGCUGGGGAGAGGACUGAUGCCAGCCGGCUGCCUCACGGGGAAGUAGAAACACGUGGCCAUUAUGCCAUAAGCAUCCCGUUGGGCUCCUAGACGGGUUUCACGUGUGACACCUCCACAGUCCUCCCCUGGAACAACACAGUAGAAAGCUGCCCCGAUGCUAAGUCCUCUUCUAAACAACCACACACCGGAAUACAGCGCAACAGAAGGCAAGGCCACAAAAAAGAGGAUUUUAGUCCUUUGGAUGCAGCCAUUUUAAUAGAGCCACUUUAUCGCAGUUAUUUUGACGUGAGGAUAUUUAGAUUUGACCUAAAACAUCAGCCGAUAAAUGUGCUGAUUUUCAAAAAUAAGUGA
Messenger RNA from Leptonychotes weddellii (Weddell seal), 444 nucleotides. The record is from RefSeq and is a predicted model, not a curated record. Lineage: Eukaryota; Metazoa; Chordata; Mammalia; Carnivora; Phocidae.